AUGGGUUCCGCGGCCGCGACUACCUUCGAGUCAAUGUCGACUACCCACAAAGAGAUAGGAUCACCGGGUAGUCAUGAUAGCGGAUGUACCUCUCUGUAUCUGGGAAGUAAGCACGAUGCGUCUAUCCACGAUGUAUCCUCAGGACUGGAAAGCGUACCCGGCGAACCAUCAUUACUCUGGUACAAGAUUCGCGCAUACGGACGAGACGCCUUCUCCGAGUUCUUCGGCACAAUGAUCUUGAUACUCUUCGGCGACGGGGUCGUCGCCCAAGUGCUCCUCAGUCAUGGUCAGAAAGGGGACUAUCAGUCCAUCUCGUGGGGUUGGGGAUUAGGCGUUAUGCUAGGCGUAUACGUCAGCGGCUCCUCAGGAGCCCACAUCAACCCAGCCGUAACCUUAUCAAACUGUAUCUACCGCGGCUUCCCUUGGCGCAAAUUCCCCAUCUACCUACUCGCCCAACUCCUCGGCGCAAUGUGCGGCUCCGCCAUCGUCUACGGAAACUACAAAUCCGCCAUCGAUAUCUACGAAGGAGGCGCGCACAUCCGCACGGUACCGGGUUAUUCGACCACCGCAACGGCGGGAAUAUUUUGUACCUACCCGGCCGAAUUCAUGACCAAGACGGGCCAGUUUUUCUCAGAGUUCUUGGCUAGUGCGGUUCUGAUGUUUAUGAUCUUUGCGUUGAAGGAUGAUGGGAAUUUAGGUGCGGGCAAGUUAGCGCCAUUGGCGCUGUUUUUUGUGAUUUUUGGGAUUGGUGCUUGUUUUGGUUGGGAGACUGGGUAUGCGAUUAAUUUGGCUAGGGAUUUUGGUCCGAGACUUGCGUCUUAUAUGUUGGGGUAUGGGCAUGAGGUGUGGGCUGCGGGGAAUUAUUACUUCUGGGUCCCCAUGGUCGCCCCAUUCCUAGGCUGCGCAUUCGGCGGGUGGAUCUACGAUGUCUUCUUGUAUACUGGACUAGACAGUCCUGUCAACACGCCCUGGUUGGGUAUUAAGCGGCUGUUGCACCCUAGUCGCAGACAACAAGUAGCCCUCUCCAGUCCUGUCUGA
Messenger RNA from Penicillium subrubescens, 1038 nucleotides. RefSeq names its product MIP/aquaporin family protein. Gene Ontology annotation, biological process: water transport; glycerol transmembrane transport. Gene Ontology annotation, molecular function: glycerol channel activity; water channel activity. Lineage: Eukaryota; Fungi; Ascomycota; Eurotiomycetes; Eurotiales; Aspergillaceae. The record is from RefSeq and is a predicted model, not a curated record. The transcript is spliced from 3 exons. Bases 1 to 1038 code for a protein of 345 amino acids. Gene Ontology annotation, cellular component: plasma membrane.